Molecule: messenger RNA, 1056 nt
Organism: Vicia faba (fava bean)
Lineage: Eukaryota; Viridiplantae; Streptophyta; Magnoliopsida; Fabales; Fabaceae
Source: the annotation of a GenBank genome assembly
AUGGGAAACAUCUCUAGCCACGCCGCCAACAACCGUCGUCGACACGGCGCCGCUUCUAGAAGAACUCACCCACCACCACCUCCUCCGGUAACACCUCAACCCGAAAUCGCUUCACAUCAAUUUAUCUACCCCGGUGCACCACCGCACCUGAACCCGAACCCGAACCCUCCCAUGCAUUAUCCUCAGUAUCAUUAUCCUGGUUAUUAUCCACCGCCGCCGGUACCUAUGCCUCAUCAUCAUCAGCAACAUCCUCAUCCGCAUAUGGACCCCCGAUAUUACCCUUGCGGACCGGUCAUGAAUCAGCCUACACCGUUUGUUGAGCACCAGAAAGCUGUUACUAUAAGGAAUGAUGUUAAUAUUAAGAAGGAGACUCUUGCGAUUUCGCCGGAUGAGGAAAACAAUGGUUUCUUCCUUGUUUCGUUUACCUUUGAUGCCACCAUUUCUGGGAGCAUCACCAUAUUUUUCUUUGCAAAAGAAAAUGAAGGCUGCAUCCUCACACCGACCAAGGAAAACCAUCUUGCACCUGUGACUAUACAAUUCCAGCAAGGUCUUGGACAGAAGUUUAGACAGCAAGCUGGAACUGGUAUUAACUUUUCAACGUUCGAGGAGUCAGAUUUAUUGAAGGUGGGUGACAUGGAUGUCUACCCUUUAGCAGUGAAGGCAGAGGCAUCCUCUAAUAAUCACGAUGAAUCAAAUGAGACUGUGGCAUCUGGUAACCCGAACUCUCAGAUAACUCAAGCGGUGUUCGAAAAGGAAAAAGGAGAGUUCCGGGUAAAAGUUGUAAAGCAGAUUUUGUCGGUGAAUGGAAUGCGGUAUGAGUUGCAGGAGAUAUAUGGUAUUGGAAAUUCAGUAGAGAGUGGCGUGGAUGACAACGACCAAGGCAAAGAGUGUGUGAUCUGCUUGUCAGAGCCUCGUGACACAAUUGUUCAUCCCUGCCGACAUAUGUGCAUGUGUAGCGGAUGUGCAACAGUUUUGAGGUUCCAAACAAAUAGAUGCCCGAUUUGCAGACAACCGAUUGAGAGGCUUUUGGAGAUAAAGGUAGGGACUGAGGAGUAA